Corvus hawaiiensis (hawaiian crow) is the source of this 6474-nucleotide messenger RNA. It is a transcript of the gene SMAD4, whose product is annotated as SMAD family member 4. The record is from RefSeq and is a predicted model, not a curated record. NCBI's taxonomy places the organism in Eukaryota, Metazoa, Chordata, Aves, Passeriformes, Corvidae. Gene Ontology annotation, molecular function: RNA polymerase II cis-regulatory region sequence-specific DNA binding; I-SMAD binding; DNA-binding transcription factor activity, RNA polymerase II-specific. Gene Ontology annotation, cellular component: heteromeric SMAD protein complex. The transcript is spliced from 13 exons. Gene Ontology annotation, biological process: BMP signaling pathway; anatomical structure morphogenesis; cell differentiation. Bases 384 to 2039 code for a protein of 551 amino acids.
GGCCUUCCCCCGCCGCCGCCGCCCCUCACGGCGGCCUCGGGCCGCGCCCGGACGGCGGCCCAGGGCUCCGGGACUGACAGCAUUCCUGUCGAGGGGACUCCUGAAUUGCCGUGCGGUCACGCAGCAGCAGCAGCGUGCAGCAGCACCCAAAACCCUGAACAAGUGGCCCGGCUUUCAGAAGUGCUGAGCAGUCAGAAGCUCCUGUUGAGCACAGUGGCAGCUGAGGGGUGACUCAACAUUUCUGAGGAUCAUUCCACUUAAAUAAGGUUUUACCAAGAGACAGUACAUCUAACACUUAACUUGGAUCAUCUCUUGUUCAUCAGCUUGAAAAUCAUAACAGCCCCCAAAACUGACAUUUGAUCUGAAAGAAAAAGCUGUGACAAAUGGACAAUAUGUCUAUUACUAACACGCCAACAAGUAAUGAUGCUUGUCUGAGCAUUGUUCACAGCUUGAUGUGCCAUCGACAAGGUGGAGAGAGUGAAACUUUUGCAAAACGCGCAAUUGAAAGUUUAGUUAAAAAGCUAAAGGAGAAAAAAGAUGAAUUGGAUUCUUUGAUUACGGCUAUAACCACAAAUGGAGCUCAUCCUAGCAAGUGUGUUACAAUACAGAGAACGCUGGAUGGGAGGCUUCAGGUGGCCGGUCGCAAGGGAUUCCCUCAUGUGAUUUACGCCCGUCUGUGGAGAUGGCCUGAUCUUCAUAAAAAUGAACUCAAGCAUGUUAAAUAUUGUCAGUAUGCUUUUGACUUAAAAUGUGACAGUGUCUGUGUAAAUCCUUACCAUUAUGAGCGUGUAGUAUCGCCUGGCAUCGAUCUCUCAGGACUGACACUACAGAGUUCUGCUCCCUCCAGCAUGCUGGUGAAGGACGAGUACGUCCACGACUACGAGGGGCAGCCGUCGCUGUCGUCGGCCGAGGGCCACUCGGUGCAGACCAUCCAGCACCCGCCCAGCAACCGGGCCUCCACGGAGCCCUACAGCACCCCGGCCAUGCUGGCCCCCACCGAGGCCAGCACCACCAGCACCACCAACUUCCCCAACAUUCCCGUGGCUUCCACAAGUCAACCUACCAGUAUAUUGACAGGUAGCCAUAGUGAUGGACUCUUACAGAUUGCGUCAGGGCCUCAGCCAGGAACUCAGCAGAAUGGGUUCACAGCUCAGCCAGCCACUUACCACCACAACAGUACCACCACCUGGACCGGGAGCCGGACGGCCGCCUACACGCCCACCAUCCCGCACCACCAGAACGGCCACCUGCAGCACCACCCGCCCAUGCACCCCGGGCACUACUGGCCAGUUCACAAUGAACUUGCAUUCCAGCCUCCUAUAUCAAAUCAUCCUGCUCCAGAGUACUGGUGUUCCAUUGCGUACUUUGAAAUGGACGUGCAAGUCGGGGAGACGUUUAAGGUCCCUUCCAGCUGUCCCAUUGUCACUGUGGAUGGGUAUGUGGAUCCUUCUGGAGGAGACCGGUUCUGCCUGGGCCAGCUGUCCAACGUGCACAGAACAGAAGCCAUCGAGAGAGCAAGGUUGCACAUAGGCAAAGGGGUGCAGCUGGAGUGCAAGGGCGAGGGCGACGUGUGGGUGCGGUGCCUGAGCGACCACGCCGUCUUCGUGCAGAGCUACUACCUGGACAGGGAGGCGGGGCGUGCCCCGGGGGAUGCUGUUCACAAGAUCUACCCAAGUGCAUAUAUCAAGGUGUUUGACCUGCGCCAGUGCCACCGCCAGAUGCAGCAGCAGGCGGCCACCGCCCAGGCCGCCGCCGCCGCCCAGGCCGCCGCCGUGGCCGGCAACAUCCCGGGGCCCGGCUCCGUGGGGGGGAUCGCCCCAGCCAUCAGUCUGUCAGCGGCUGCCGGCAUCGGCGUGGACGACCUGCGCCGCCUGUGCAUUCUCAGGAUGAGUUUUGUGAAGGGCUGGGGACCCGACUACCCGAGGCAGAGCAUCAAGGAGACGCCGUGCUGGAUUGAAAUCCACUUGCACCGUGCCCUGCAGCUGCUGGACGAAGUGCUGCACACCAUGCCCAUCGCAGACCCCCAGCCCCUGGACUGAGACCCUGCUGCUGCUCUGCGGGCCCGGUGUCCUGAGGAGGCUGGAUUGUAAAAUACGGUUCUGUUUAUAACCUGAAGAUAUAUUUUACUUUUGUUCUGCUUAAUCUUCUAAAAACAGGUUUUAAAAAUGUGUUUGCCGCCUUGCUCUUAGCAGAAAGAAUCUGAACAUGCAGAAUUUGGAUUUCAGUUAUUUUCAGAACUCAGUAGUCAUAAUACAGGGCUUAAAGUGGAAGGUAAACGCUUUAUAGAGACUUAACAGUAUUGGGUUUGUUCCCUUUGAAACUCUCCUUCCCUAUUGUGGCAUCUUGGUGAUCAGCCUCACGGGAGCCUUUUGUAUGCAGAAUAUAUAUUAUAUAUAUAUUUAUAUCUGAAAAUUCCUUCUAGUAGUUAAAAACAUUUACCUUGUAGCGACUUUAAAAUUCCAACUGAUUUGUGAUAUUCUCUUUAGGGAACAGUAGUUAACAGAAGACUUCUUUAUUUUGUUGAUGGUCGUGUUAUGAUUUUUCCAGGUUAAAGCCUAGCAGCUGCCAAAAAGUGAGGGGAUGACACAUACGUUGUUGGCAUUGAUCAAAAACUUCACUAGUUUUUAAAAAAAAAAGAUAUCCUAGAUUUUUAUUUAUAUAGCCACGUGAGUUUUAAAACACUAAAGGAAACGGAUGCUUUCAGUGCUGGCGCUUGGUUUAACGUGAAAUACCCAUCCUGCAAAGCUGCCACUGGAAUUGCAUCAUGAGUGCCUGAUGGCAGGAACGUAUUUUCAUAAUUACUACUGACUUCUAUGAUUUUGCUCAAAAAUGAAAAAAAACCCUGUCAGGUGUUACAGAUAAAUUUGCAUGGCUCUUUUUACUUGCAUAUACCACGGAACGAUGUAUGGUAACCCAUCGGUGUUUAGGGCUCGGUUUUUGUAUCUGUUCACCAUUUCCACUCAGGGCAAGAUGGCAAACCUGUUUUUAUACCUCCUGGUUACUUUAGCCCUCUGCCGUCGGUGACCGUAUCAAUGGGCAAUGACCUUGUGUAGAGAAUUUGCAGUAGAAGAACAUGCACACGUAUCGGCUGUACCGCAGGUACAACAUGUAUGCUUUCUCUCUAGAUAGUAGUGCAAAUAAAAGGAUGGAAACCCUCAUUUAUAAAAAUGCGGUGUGCUCCUAAUGUGUAAUUCCGCACCUUGAGGCCAUCGAUCCCGAGCGAUGGACCCCUUCCCUCAGCCAGGACAGCAGCAGCCAACUGUGGCAGCAGUUUCUGUUGGUUUAAACCUGCCAGGAAACAAGGCCAGCCUCUCUUGCUUUCACUGCUCCUCCAUAAAAGCGUGUCCUGAGGAGAUCUGGGUUGGGACGGGGCGUGAGGAGGGAGCAGGAAUUCCUUCUGCUGCGGUGCGAGUUCAGGUCGUGCCUCCAUAGGAGGCCCUUGGAGCGCUGGCAGCACAGCUGGAGCGCUGAGCAGCAGCAGAAAUCCUGGGGAGAUCAUUCGGGGGCUUUCUGCCGAGUUCCUUGCACGGUUUCAGGAACCUGUAGAAGGCUGUGGCAGUGCUUAGGUGCUGCUUUUUCCCCACGCUGGAAUUCCUGCGGAGGCAGCCAGGGGCACUGCUCUGUGCUGGGGGUGGAGCCAUGGCCACCAAUGGGUCAGUUUUCCAGCAUUUUCGGUAUUUUCCCUGUUGCCUUCCUCAGGCUGACUUCUAAUGAGAUCGUUUUUUCUUUCCCCUCAGGUGGCAGCCUCCUGAUCUUUGGGAAAGGCAGUGUUUGCUCUUCUCCCAGCCUUUAGCUCUGCAGCUGUUUGGCUUUGCUCUCUCCCUAACGAUCCAAGGAGCUGCUCCCUGUUCCUGAGGAACCCUUUGAGUGGAGGGUUCUGACACAUCCUCGGGGCAGCUCGUUAAGCAGCAGCUCGGUUUGAUUUGACCCAGAAACCAAAAGCUGAGGGCACUCCCUGCUUGCCAGGCUCCCCUCCGGGUGUCUGCGCCGCGGGGCUCGGGGCGCGCAAGCGCUCAGGGGCUGCUGGCCCGGCUGGGGCAGCGCUGGGAGGGGCUGGGCUGGGCUGGGGCUUGUCCCCUGCUCGCCCUGGGAGCUCUGCAGGGUGCUCAGCUGGACGGGUGCUGGUCUGAAACCUGCCCCCCGCGCUGAUGUUUUGGUUGUGCCGAGCUUGGACCGAACAGGGAGGGAUUGGUCCAGCCUGUUGCUGCUCCUGCUCGUGUUGCAGGAUUCAGUCGCUGAGGCUAGAUCUUUUUGUAGAUACUUUGCAGGUCUCCACCUGCAGUGGAGUACAUGGACGGCCCAGAACGUUCAGGACGGAACAACAAAGUGGUAUCUGAUGAGUUUAUUACAGGAAAUCACUGUGUGCACAUCAGGAGGAAUCUGAGGCAGUAAAAGAGGAGAAGGCAUUCAUCUUCUCCACCAAGCAGUUCCCAAAAGGAUGCAAUUGCAGCUGCUAAAGAAAAAUGAGACAAUCUUAUUCUUAGCUUUUAAUAUGCUGUUAAAUUAACUUAUGUACUUUUAUGACAAGGCAUAAAAGGCAGCACAUAAUGGCUGGAACCCGCUCGGCAGCAGCAGACAUUGAGGUUUUGACAGGCUUGCAUUUAUGUCUGGGAGCUGGAAAAGAGCUGCAGCUCCUUGGCAGCUGUGAUGAUCCAUCCCCGAGUGCGCUGCAGGCAGGGAUGUCAGGGACGCCAGCGCUGUGUCUCCUCAGCUCUGAAUCGCUCACAUUCAGGUAACCAACAAGUGUUUAUUCAGCUUGCAACCCGCUGCUCGCCCCCUGCUCCCGUGUCUGCUCCGCUCCGUCCUUUCCAUGGAGCAAUUGCCCCCGCCUUCCUCACCCUCAAAAACCCCUUUGUGCUGGACUCUUUGUGAUUUCACUCAGUGCGCUGGCGAGCCGGGAUUAGCCCCGGAAGGUUUAGAUGGCUUUAUCCCCGUCAUUGUUAGCUGGGAAAGGGAAAGCGAGGGGCAUUCACAGUGAGCUCAUUGGAGAUGCAGGAGAGGAAACCUUCCCGCUGGAAUGCUUUGGAAGCACUGAAUUCCAUCCGGAAUCCCCUGGAAGGAGACAUGACCAUUCCUUCCAUUGUUUUGGUGAGGGUGCUGCGCUGGGGGCCCUGUAGGGCUGGCCGUGGGAUAAACAUUUCAGGAGCAGCUCUGGACGCGGCUGCUCUCCGGAGAGGGGGCCUGCCCUGCGGUGACCACGCUGUCCCCGGUCACCAGGCAGGGCAGCAGCAGCCGGAGCCUGAGCCGCCCCUCGGAGCCCUCCCCGCUCGUUGUGAGCGCCCACGGCUCGGGAGGGGCCGCCCACCCUCCGCCCGGGAACCGCGGCGUUCCUGCUCCAGCCCCGCGGCGUGGCUGCGCUGCCGGACCCUCGGGGCACUGCCCACACCCCGGGGUGCUCUCCUGGGAGACACCUCGGGGCUCCUCCCCACGGAAUCCGCGCCUUGGGAAGGGGCUGUCCCGCUCGUGUUUUCCCUGCUCCAGGGAGCGGGCCGGGACUGCCGGUCCCGUCCCUAAUGGCACCGGUUGGACACAGCGGAUGGGCUCCUCCUCCGAGUGGAUUCAGACUUCACCGGAGGAAUCUUUUUUGCUGCCUCCCAGCCCGCCCAGGCGCACACCAGAGCGGCUGCUCUGGAGCCGCACGGUGCUCUCUGCUCAGGGCUGUCAGGGCAGGCUUUGAGAGGCCCCCGCCGGUCCCAGCCGCGCCUCCCUGGCUGAGCACCGGUGCUGCUCCGGUGCCUGUCGCAGGCGCCUGGGCUCUUCACCAGCACUGGGCUGGGCCCUCCUGCCCCGAUGCAGCUCCUUGGCCCCAGACAGGGAAACUGAACUGGCAGAAAGCACUCCUCCACCAUCCUGUAGGAGCUGGGUACUGAACACCCGCUUCCAUUGUAUCACCCCAAAUCUCUCCUCGAUUGUGAGUUUCUGGCACUCAUCCCACGGCUGUGACCGUGCUGACCCGGAGCUGCUGCCCGUGGGGCUGCUGAGGUCCCCGAGAGCGACUUUGCUGUGGAAGGUGUCACUUGGCGAGGCCUGGUGAGAGCGGAAUCACCACCGACAGCGUCCCAGAGGCUUGGCUCUGUUGGCUGCUGCUGCACCUCGUGGGUGGUGCGUCGCUCCCAAAUUCGCAGGGCUUGCACACCAACGCCAGCUGGUGCUCUCCUGCUCCGGUACCCCUUUCUGUCUUUUUGGUGAGGUUUGGUAGCACUACAGAGUUAUGAUUCAGCUGGAUUGAGAGCUGUGUGUACCCAUAACCCGAAACUCACCGUGAGGGGGUUUUUGAGCUCAGAAACCUAGUUUUAAGCAUUUCUUUUUUGCAGCCGUUGCCUUUUGAUAAGCGGUCAACAGAAUUCCCAGUAGUUCCUUUGUAGCUUCCUGUAUGUUUUUCAUUAGACCUAGUUUGUGGAUAAUAUACUGUAGCUAACUUUCCUGAAAUUCUGUAACAGAGUAUGUUUUUGAUUAAAAAAGGUAAAGAUUCAA